AUGUUGCACGAGAAACCCGUCCAGAUUGGCCAACUGUCCGAUGAUGGAAAUGGAACAAACAAGGCGUGGACAGGGGAGAAGAGGCGCCGCAAGCACGUACCCCCGUCAUCAUCCGAUGCUCCUACCACUGCCCAGGACCAUGGAGACAUGGAGGUCACCAUCCUAGGGGGUGGAGAUCCUUUUCUUCAUGCGACAGACAUGGAGCUGCUGCCCAAAAUAGAUUCGGCACAAGAAACAAGCCAGGAUUGCUUCGGGCCGGAUGUCUUUAUCAGCAAGGAAGACGAAAACCGUUAUGCGCAACUUUUGCUUCCCAACAUUCCUCUUCCAAGGGAGGAAAACCUGCCAUUUGAUAUGACAUGGGAGGAAGAAGGCAAGAUAAAAGUGCGCCUUGCACGCCUUCGCAUCACUUAUUACAAGGCUUUGAAGCCAGAGUGCGCACGUGAACGUGAGCUUAAGGAACCAGAAGAAUACACUGAUGCUGAACUUGGUGAGGAGUUGUACUUUAAGCGGUUAGAGGAGGAUAAAAGUUUUGACUGGUUCGUCCAUCCUGAUGACACCUAUAAAGCUGGAUUGAAUGACUACCAACGGAUUGCCCCUCGUAAUUUUCUGCAUCAUAGCGGUCGGAACCUGUACCGCUAUCACGAUGAGUACCGCUCACGUUAUCAUACAUAUAAAAUUGUUGCUGUUUAUGUCAAGUAUUAUGCAGAAAUUUCAAAGAAAAUCAAGUGGAUUACAGAGUAUUUGCAUCUGGAUCGCAGCACCGAGGAAUGGAUAGAAUUGGAUACUAGAGCAUGGAGGCAAGCAUUGAGGAUUGCAACUGACUUUGCCAAUAUGACUGUUCGUUUAGCUGCUUUUGCUUAUAAUGAGUACAUUCUUGAGAUGGAUAAGAAUGCGUCCCUCAAGGACAUAGAUCUUCUCUAUUUUGAGAUUUGGAGGCGUGUCGCUAAGAAAAAUUUAAGUUAUAUGGAUGCUGUGAAGGAAGUAUAUGAAAUGGACAAGUUCGAUGUACACAAAAGGAGACUAGAUGGUGAACUGAAAGGGGUUCCUGCCGUUGCAACAAUAAAACAAUACAUGCACUAUGUUGUCCGACAAGGUGGCAUUAACGCGAAGACCAAAGAGGAUAAAGCUCGAGAUGUGUUUAGGAAGUUAUCUGUCACAAUGAACAUGGCUCAGUACGCUCAGAAAAAGUUGGAUUUAGCAGAUGAGCUGAAGUUGGACAAAGAGGGUGGAGUAGUUCCAUUGGAAAGACCCUUCAAGUUCUGUGUAAUGAAAAGACUAGAUUUGUAA
Molecule: messenger RNA, 1287 nt
Organism: Triticum dicoccoides
Lineage: Eukaryota; Viridiplantae; Streptophyta; Magnoliopsida; Poales; Poaceae
Exons: 11
Coding region: 1-1287 (428 amino acids)
Source: RefSeq, a predicted model, not a curated record